AUGGGAUCUUUCGCCAUGAUUAGAGGUUUUUCCAUGGGACUUGUGCUCCUUUGUGUUUCUAGCUUCUGGGUUUUGCCAACCGAAGGUGCUGGUAGAGGAAGUUUCUCUAGAAACUCUUCUUCUCGGCCGAGCUCUGUCAACGUUGGAGCUCUGUUUACUUAUGAUUCUUUCAUCGGAAGAGCAGCUAAACCAGCGUUUAUGGCGGCCAUUGCCGACGUCAACGCUGAUCAGAGUAUUCUCAGAGGAACCAAGCUCAAUGUCGUCUUCCAUGACUCUAAUUGCAGUGGAUUUGUUGGCACCAUGGGAGCUUUGCAGGUAAUGGAGAACAAGGUGGUUGCAGCCAUAGGUCCACAGUCUUCAGGAAUCGGUCACAUAAUCUCACAUGUAGCUAACGAGCUUCAUGUACCUCUCUUGUCAUUUUCAGCAACGGAUCCGACUCUUUCUUCGCUUCAGUACCCUUACUUCCUUCGAACCACACAGAACGACUACUUCCAGAUGAACGCAGUCGCGGAUUUUGUAUCCUAUUCCCGAUGGAGAGAAGUUGUGGCGAUCUUUGUGGACGACGAGUAUGGUAGGAACGGGAUAUCUGUGUUAGGCGAUGCUUUAGCCAAGAAACGUGCCAAGAUCUCUUACAAGGCUGCACUCACACCUGGUGCAGAUAACAGAUCGAUCAAAGACUUGUUGGUUUCUGCUAAUCUGUUGGAGUCUCGCAUCUUUGUUGUUCAUGUGAAUCCUGAUUCGGGUUUAAACGUAUUCUCUGUCGCCAAAUCUCUUGGAAUGAUGGAAAGUGGCUACGUCUGGAUCGCCACUGAUUGGCUUCUUACAGCUUUGGAUUCUCUGGAACCCAAAACUAUGGAUCUCUUGCAAGGAGUGGUUGCUUUUCGCCAUUACACACCUGAGAGUGAGAAGAAGAGACGGUUUAAAGCAAAAUGGAAGAGCCUUAGAACCAAGGAGAGCUCAAGAAGUGAUGAUGGUGGCUUCAAUUCUUAUGCAAUGUAUGCUUAUGAUUCUGUUUGGUUGGUAGCUCGUGCUCUCGAAGCUUUCUUCAGCGAAGGCAAUGCAAUGACUUUCUCCAGUGAUCCGAAUCUGAGGCAAACCAACGACAGUAACAUUAAGUUAUCAGCACUUAACGUUUUCAACGAAGGGGAGAGAUUCUUGCAGGUCAUUCAAGAAAUGAAUUUCACAGGUCUGACCGGACAAAUCGAGUUUGAUUCACAGAAAAACCGGGUUAAUCCAGUGUACGACGUUCUAAACAUAGAAGCUAGAGGUCCACAGAGAGUCGGGUACUGGUCGAAUCAUACAGGCUUCUCAGUGGAGCCACCGGAGACAUUAUACUCCAAGCCUCCAAACAAAUCUGCAGAACAUCAACGUCUUAAGGAGAUCAUAUGGCCAGGAAAUGUAACUAAGCCGCCUCGGGGUUGGGUCUUCCCUGACAAUGGAGAGCCGCUUAAGAUCGGUGUGCCUAACCGUGUGAGCUACAAGAACUAUGCGUCUAAGGACAACAACAACCCGCUUGGUGUUAAAGGCUAUUGCAUUGACAUCUUUGAAGCUGCGAUUCAGUUGCUUCCUUAUCCUGUUCCACGUACUUAUAUACUAUACGGGGACGGGAAGAGAAACCCUUCAUAUGACGAUCUCAUAGGUGAAGUUGCUGCAAAUAAUUUCGAUGUAGCUGUUGGGGAUGUAACAAUCAUUACAAACAGAACCAAGUUUGUAGAUUUCACUCAGCCAUUUAUGGAAUCAGGGCUUGUGGUGGUAGCUCCAGUGAAAGGUGCCAAGUCUAGUCCUUGGUCCUUCUUGAAGCCAUUCACUGUAGAGAUGUGGGCUGUGACUGGAGCCUUUUUCCUCUUUGUGGGAGCUAUCAUUUGGAUUCUUGAGCACCGCUUUAAUGAAGAAUUCCGUGGACCUCCUAGGCGACAAAUCAUCACCAUCUUCUGGUUUAGCUUCUCAACGAUGUUCUUCUCUCAGAGGGAGAACACAGUGAGCACGUUGGGGAGAUUUGUGCUACUCAUAUGGUUGUUCGUGGUUCUGAUCAUCAACUCAAGCUACACGGCGAGUCUCACUUCGAUCUUAACCGUUAAACAGCUGACAUCUCGGAUAGAAGGAAUGGACAGUCUAAUCUCAAGCAACGAACCAAUCGGAGUGCAAGACGGUACAUUCGCCUGGAAAUAUCUGGUCAAUGAACUCAACAUAGCUCCAUCAAGAAUCGUUCCAUUGAAAAACGAAGAAGAAUAUCUCUCUGCUCUUCAACGUGGUCCAAGAGCUGGCGGCGUGGCAGCCAUUGUCGACGAGCUUCCUUACAUCAAAGCUCUCUUGUCAAACAGCAACUGCGAGUUCCGUACAGUUGGUCAGGAAUUCACACGCACAGGCUGGGGAUUUGCGUUUCAGAGAGACUCUCCUCUAGCUGUGGACAUGUCGACAGCGAUCCUGCAGCUGUCUGAAGAAGGAAAGCUGGAGAAAAUCCGCAAGAAAUGGCUUACGUACAGCCACGAAUGCUCAAUGCAGAUCUCAGACACAGAGGACUAUCAAAUCACGGUGCAGAGUUUCUGGGGGCUGUUUCUAAUCUGCGGCGUCGUUUGGUUCAUUGCACUCACACUCUUCUGCUGGAAAGUUUUCUGGCAAUGGCAUCGGUUAAGACCAGAAGACAGUGAAGAAGGAAGAGCGAGCGAAGAAGGCAGUUCCUCUAGAGCAGGGAGAAGUUUGAGAGCGGCGAGUUUUAAGGACUUGAUCAAAGUUGUUGAUAGGAGAGAAGCAGAGAUCAAGGAUAUGCUUAAGCAGAAGAGUGGUAUGAAACUCAAAGCUAUUGAAAGUAUAGCUGAGAAUUCAGAGUCAAAACAUCCUGAAACUCCAUAG
This is a messenger RNA of Microthlaspi erraticum, 2850 nucleotides long. Lineage: Eukaryota; Viridiplantae; Streptophyta; Magnoliopsida; Brassicales; Brassicaceae. The record is from the annotation of a GenBank genome assembly.